CUUUUUAAUCAUUACAAAAAUAUAAGGAAUAUCCUUCAUCGUCUCCAUUGUUUUCCAACUCUUAAUCUCUCUCUAUAAUCCUUUUCUCCUUAAAUCCUUUUCUUCAGUUUUCUCCUAAGAUUAAUUUCUAUCUCAUCUAUUUCCUUUUUGUUUUUCGUAAAAAUACCCUAAAAAUCCAGGUCGCCAAUUGUGUUUCAAUAUGAAAUUGUAGUUCCUUGCUUUGAUUCUAUAAUCGUUUGAAUUAGUUUGAUUUAAUUUUGAUUUGUGAGUAUUCAAAAUGGAUAAGUAUGAAUUGGUUAAGGAUAUAGGAUCUGGGAAUUUCGGUGUUGCUCGUCUUAUGAGGAACAAAGAAACCAAAGAACUUGUUGCCAUGAAAUACAUCGAGCGUGGUCCUAAGAUUGAUGAAAAUGUGGCUAGAGAAAUCAUUAAUCAUAGAUCACUCCGGCAUCCCAACAUUAUUCGAUUUAAAGAGCUUGUCUUGACCCCUACGCAUUUAGCUAUAGUAAUGGAAUAUGCAGCUGGAGGUGAGCUUUUUGAACGAAUCUGUAACGCUGGAAGGUUCAGUGAGGAUGAGGCCAGAUUUUUCUUCCAACAACUUAUAUCAGGUGUCAGCUAUUGUCAUUCCAUGCAAAUUUGUCAUAGAGAUUUGAAGUUGGAGAAUACUCUUUUGGACGGAAGUCCUGCACCUCGUUUGAAAAUAUGUGAUUUUGGCUACUCAAAGUCAUCUCUUUUACAUUCAAGGCCCAAGUCAACUGUUGGAACUCCCGCGUACAUUGCUCCAGAGGUUCUUUCACGUAGGGAAUAUGAUGGAAAAAUGGCUGAUGUAUGGUCAUGCGGAGUCACACUGUAUGUGAUGCUAGUUGGAGCAUAUCCUUUUGAAGACCAAGAAGAUCCAAAAAAUUUCAGAAAAACCAUUGAUAGAAUAAUGAAAGUUCAGUACAAGAUUCCUGAUUAUGUUCGUGUAUCGCAAGACUGUAGACAACUUCUUGCACAUAUAUUUGUUGCAAAUCCAUCAAGGAGGGUUUCCAUCAAACAGAUCAAACUCCACCCUUGGUUUCUAAAGAAUUUGCCAAGGGAGCUCACCGAAACACACCAAGCUAUAUACUAUCGGAGAGAAAACUCGACUUUCUCUCUUCAAAGUGUGGAGGAAAUAAUGAAAAUUGUUGAAGAGGCCAAGAAGCCAUCUCCUGUCGCACGUUCUGUUGGGGCCUUCGGUUGGGGUGCGGAGGAGGACGGUGAUGAGAAGGAAGAAGCUCCCAACAAGGGAGAGGACAAGGGAGAGUGGGAGAAAGGCGAAGAAGACGAGUACGAGAAAACAGUGAAGGAGGUGCAAGCAUGGAAAAUUUAACGACCUUAAUAAAACAAAUAUACAGUGUGCUCGGAUAAUUUAGUAUUAGUUGAAGAUGUGAGGUAACUCUUAUGUUUAGAUUUUGUUUGAUCAAAUUAUGAUAAGGUUAUUGUGUCAUUUGAGUCUAGUCUUAUUUGAAUCUCUUCCAAAAUAAGCUUUGUAAAUAGCGUUGUGCGAUUGGUUUAGGGUUCGUUUGCGAGUCUAAAUGUCGGGCAUGGUAGUUGCAAAAGUUUCUUUAUUUACGAAGGUCGUGAUAUGCUCUUUAACCUCGCAAUAAUAGUCGUGACUCGUAAAAGUGUGAUUCAAGCAAGUUUGAUAUAUACAAGAGCGUAGGCUUAUGAAGCAUUGGCCGAAUUGGCGGGCCUCAUAAAGAUACUAUAGAAAUUUUUACAUUCUUGCUAAAAACAUGUUUUAUUUUUGGCAGUUUUUACAAGAUACUAUAGAAAUUGUGCAAAAUUCAUUAGGUGUAAUAUUGAAUAAUUUACUGGUAAUUCUGAGACUACACAAAAUUUGUUUGAUACUUUCAAUAAA
Messenger RNA from Amaranthus tricolor (Joseph's coat), 1879 nucleotides. RefSeq names its product serine/threonine-protein kinase SRK2B-like. Lineage: Eukaryota; Viridiplantae; Streptophyta; Magnoliopsida; Caryophyllales; Amaranthaceae. The coding region runs from base 278 to 1348 and encodes 356 amino acids. Gene Ontology annotation, biological process: intracellular signal transduction; protein phosphorylation. The record is from RefSeq and is a predicted model, not a curated record. Gene Ontology annotation, molecular function: ATP binding; protein serine/threonine kinase activity. The transcript has 9 exons.